Messenger RNA from Pediculus humanus corporis (human body louse), 987 nucleotides. RefSeq lists its product as uncharacterized. Bases 1 to 987 code for a protein of 328 amino acids. NCBI's taxonomy places the organism in Eukaryota, Metazoa, Arthropoda, Insecta, Psocodea, Pediculidae. The record is from RefSeq and is a predicted model, not a curated record. The transcript is spliced from 6 exons.
AUGUUAAAACGACUUCAUGAGGAUCAAAACGUUUUUUAUCGUAUUGAUUUGUGGAAUCAAAAACCAUCUUUUCAGAGUUUAGUCAAAGAAACAAAUAAACAAAUAGAUAAUUUAAGAAAUUUAAAAAAUAAAUUUAAAUAUGGUGAUGAAAAAAAAUUACAAGCCGAUGAAAAACAUUUAUCUUUUCUCGGAUUUACUAAAAAUCCUAGAUUAUAUCCUAAAAAUUGUUGGACCAAUACCACAUUGCCAAUUAUUAUCACAAUAUUAUUCGCAGGAGAUAAAAAUGAAGGAGUUGGUUUUGCCAAAAAUAUUGCUCAUAUGGCCAGCAAUCAUGCUGCUCUCAUAUAUACAGUCGGACUUUCACAAUCUGAAUUACAAGUAUUUACACCCUAUUGCAAUACAUCACAAUGUCAGAUAGUCAAUUUUAAUUUAAACAUAUUUCCAUCUCAUGUUCAGGAUGACCCAGUCAAAACUGUCAAAGCUUUAAUUAUUCAAGAUGCAUUAAAUAAAGCAGGAGGAAUUUUAUAUUUAGAUAAUAAAUUUAGAAUUAGUAAUUUUAUUGAACCUUUGAUCGAUAUCAAACCCAUUGGAACAUUUGUUACAAAACAGGCUGUGACAACUGUAACACAUCCGAAUAUGAUUUCUUAUUUUAAGUCAAGUGUUGAUAGUUUUUUAUUUCUACCAAUGGUCGAUACAAAUCGAUUAAUUUUGUGGAACACAUUAAAAAUUCAUAAUCAAAUCAUGCUACCUUGGAUACAAUGUAUUUUAACUCCAGAGUGUGUUCAUCCUAUAGGAGCUCAAUCUCAGGGUUGUCGUUUUAACAAAAGACCUCAAUAUCGUUAUUCAGGAUGCCAUGCUUAUGAUGAUUCCGCAUUAAAUGUUAUUUUAGGAUUGGUUUAUAAUUUUGAUGAAACAAAUUACACAUUUCCUUUUUCUGAUACAUAUUUUGUUUUAUCAUCAACUCUAGACAAUUCAACAUUAAUUUAA